Messenger RNA from Momordica charantia (bitter melon), 1254 nucleotides. The record is from RefSeq and is a predicted model, not a curated record. NCBI's taxonomy places the organism in Eukaryota, Viridiplantae, Streptophyta, Magnoliopsida, Cucurbitales, Cucurbitaceae.
AUGAAUAUAAAUCCACAAGAUCCUCCACAUCCACCAAAUCCACCUGUGGACGGAGAUAGGGCAGGUGAAGGAGCAGCAAACCGAGCAGGAGAAGUUCCUAAUCCGAUCCUUCUAACAGAUAACCGAGAUGUAGCCGUGCGGAACUAUGUCACUCAUGCAUUCCACAACUUAAAUUCAGAUGUUGUAGAUGAUGGGCCAGUUCGGAGGGCUGAUAACGAAGAUCCUUACUCCCAUCUCAAAUCUUUUAUUGAAAUAGCUAAUGCAUUUCAACUUUCUGGUGUCUCUGAGGAUGCACUAAGAUUAAAAAUGAACGCAGACCUUCGAGAAGACAUUGUGUCUUUUCGACAAAAGGAGAAUGAAGCAGUUCAAGAACCUUGGGAGCGUUUUAAGGAGUUGCUUAGAAGAUGCCUGAGCCAUGGAUUGCCAACAUGUGUGCAGAUUGAACAGUUCUAUAGAGGAUUGGAUCGUCCAUCGAGGAUGAUGUUGAACACCGCAGCCAAUGACUCAUUGUUCGAAAAGUCGAUCAGUGAGAUCAUUGACAUUUUGAACAAGAUGACAGACAGUAAUGACCAAGGCGAAAUAGGAAGGUCAUUACCAAAGAAGCAAGUAUCAGCCAGAGUCUUUGAGUUAGACACAGUAGCUUCAAUGCAAGCCCAAAUGGCGACUAUUAAUCAGAUGUUAAAGCAGCUGACAAUGGAGAAGGAGACCAAAACCGCCACUUCGGCGAUGCUUGAACCCUCUCUGUGUUUACAAAUUUCAGAUAUAUCUUGUGUUUAUUGUGGUGAUAACCAAUUGUAUGAGAACUGUCCAGCUAAUCCAACGUCUGUUUUCUAUGUAGGUCAACGUGCCCAACGGAAUUUCAAUCCGUAUUCGAACACUUACGACCCUAGAUGGAGGAACCAUCCAAACUUUUCUUGGAGUAACCAAGGAGUAGCUAGUAGCAGUGCGCAAACACCUGCUCAACAAUACAAGCAAAAUUACACUCCUCCUGAUUUUCCAACUCAACCGGCAUCACAGCCUCAACAAUACAAUCAGCAAAGAGCUCAAAAUACUACUCAGCAAGGUGGUAGCAACGGAAGUUUGGAGGCCAUGAGGAAAGAAUUCAUGACAAGAAGUGAAGCUACAACAAAAGAGUUCAUGACAAGAACUGAUACUGGGAUAAGAAAGUUGGAGAUGCAAGUGGGGCAGAUAGCGAAUGACAAAAAAUCUAGACCCCAAGGUACAUUGCCUGGAAACACGGAAAAUCCUAAAUGA